Messenger RNA from Engraulis encrasicolus (European anchovy), 2628 nucleotides. It is a transcript of the gene dlst, whose product is annotated as dihydrolipoamide S-succinyltransferase. Gene Ontology annotation, cellular component: mitochondrion; oxoglutarate dehydrogenase complex. The transcript is spliced from 15 exons. Gene Ontology annotation, molecular function: dihydrolipoyllysine-residue succinyltransferase activity. Gene Ontology annotation, biological process: tricarboxylic acid cycle. Bases 63 to 1445 code for a protein of 460 amino acids. Lineage: Eukaryota; Metazoa; Chordata; Actinopteri; Clupeiformes; Engraulidae. The record is from RefSeq and is a predicted model, not a curated record.
GUUGGUUGCUGCUGCUGGCUUCACUGAGCGAGGUCAGUUGACAGCCUGUCAUCUCAGCCAACAUGCUGUCCCGUUCACGAUGUUUUUCACGGACGCUUGGGCGUUCUGUGUCCGUGUUGUCCCAGAGCAACAAAGCACUUGGGCAACGUAUGGUGUCAGGACUUUCUGCAGGCUGCAGGAUUGUUUACAAGAAUGGAGAAGUGGCUGAACCCAAGGCGGCCGCGAGUGUGUCCCACAUCAGAUACUUCAGGACUUCAACAAGCUUGAAGAAUGAAGUCAUCACGGUCAAAACACCCGCCUUCGCAGAGUCGGUCUCAGAGGGGGAUGUCAGGUGGGAGAAAGCCGUGGGUGACACCGUGGCUGAAGAUGAGGUGGUCUGCGAGAUUGAGACUGAUAAGACCUCUGUGCAGGUGCCCUCUCCUGCUGCAGGUGUGAUCGAGGAGCUGCUGGUUCCCGAUGGAGGACGAGUGGAGGGUGGAACUCCCCUAUUCAAACUCAAGAAAGGAGCUGGAGCCCCAGCGGCGGCCGCAGCCCCGGCCGCUCCUGAACCCAAAGUCGAGGCCCCUGCAGCAGCUGCAGCUCCUCCCCCUCCCCCGACGCCUGUGGUUACGCCCAUCCCCACUGCCAUGCCACCUGUGCCCCCUGUGCCAGGCCAAGCCGCUGAUGCCAAACCUGUUUCUGCAGUGAAGCCCACAGCCGCUCCAGCAGCCGCAGCUGCCCCUGCAGCCACCGCCGGAGCCAGGACGGAGAGCAGGGUGAAGAUGAACCGCAUGCGUCUGAGGAUCGCCCAGCGCCUGAAGGAGGCCCAGAACACCUGUGCCAUGCUCACCACCUUCAACGAGGUGGACAUGAGCAACAUUCAGGAGAUGCGUAAAGUGCACAAAGACGCCUUCCUGAAGAGACACAACAUCAAACUUGGCUUCAUGUCUGCCUUUGUGAAAGCUGCUGCUCACGCCCUCACUGACCAACCUGCUGUCAAUGGCGUUAUUGAUGACACCACCAAAGAGAUUGUGUAUAGGGACUACGUAGACAUCAGUGUAGCUGUGGCGACACCAAAGGGCCUGGUUGUACCAGUCAUACGGAACGUCGAGGGCAUGAACUUUGCAGAUAUUGAGAAAACCAUCAACGCACUGGGAGAGAAGGCGCGCAAGAACGAGCUGGCGGUGGAGGACAUGGACGGGGGCACCUUCACCAUCAGCAACGGCGGCGUGUUCGGCUCCAUGUUUGGCACGCCCAUCAUCAACCCCCCGCAGUCGGCCAUCCUGGGCAUGCACGGCAUCUUCGACAGGCCCGUGGCCAUCAAUGGCAAGGUGGAAAUCCGGCCCAUGAUGUACGUGGCCUUGACGUACGACCAUCGGUUGAUUGACGGCAGAGAGGCGGUGACCUUCUUGCGCAAGAUCAAGGCUGUGGUGGAAGACCCCCGAGUUCUGCUCCUUGACAUGUAAACCCUCUCCCUUCCCUUCCUAAGUCGGGGGGUGUGGCACGGUUGCCCAUUUUCUCCUAGUACAUAUAUAUAUAUAUCAACACACUAUUAAACACACGUGAUGCCAACUCCACACGCUGUGACAAACAUUUUGUGGACUUUGUGUAGCCCUCUGGUGAGCCUUUCUAAACGACGUUGAGGCGUGACGCGCAUCUCCAAAAGCUGUAAGAUAAAUAACUUGAGCAAGAAACGAAGGAAUGAGUUGGUGUUUUCAUCUGGGCUAUGCAUUGUUUCAAAGGGACAUCAUUAAAAAAGGACCAUCUCCUGCUAAGUAAAGACCCCUUAAAAUGUCAGUAGCGUAAUUGCUCCCCUACUUUGUUUAGAAAAGCGUUAAAGGCAUGACUGCACAAGGUCUUGGCCGGCGAUGAUUCAUAAUUAUGAGGGAGUUUUAAAAGGAAAAAAAAAUGUCAGCGUUUUGGCUUUUUUUUUGUUAACGGCUGGUGUCAUGUUGUGUUUUAUGGUGACUUAAAAACAUGGCUUGUCUAAAUUCUCAGAUUGCUCCCUCCAAAGGACAGAACAAAAAAAUGUCAUCUUCAUGCUGAAAUGCUCUGGUUUUUAAAAUUGUAAAGAAGCAAAAGAAAAUGAGAUGAAAUGUAAGCUUUUUCUUUUGUUUGGCUGUCAUCUCUGUAGUCAGAAGAGGUGGUUCUAUUACGACGCCUAAUGUACCACACAAAGACCGUAGCAGACGUUUUUCAAUCUAUGGAUGAAUCUGAAGUCUUCACUCAUUUACUAUAUAGUGCUUUGUAUAGGGAACAAAGCAAAUAAACUCUUAUCCUAUGUCGAGAACUGGUUAGUGAACGAGUGAACAUUUCUUUUGGAAGUUGAUCCAUAGAACAUUGCGUAGCAUGCAUGCACAUACGAGCACUACAAAUGUACUGUAAGCCAAUAGUAAAUUGUUAGUGACAAAUUGGGAGGAACGUUAGCACUUAACAUGUCUGCAGUAGUGACGCAGGAUCUUAUUGGGACGUUUCUUCAAUUUGGUGCUGAACUCCAACCUGUACAGUGAACCUUGCCACAAAAGCCUCUCUUCUCUUUUCACCGACUGGAGCUGGUUUCAGAAAUGCACAACCCCUGAAAUGUCUGAACAAUUUUUGUGUGGUUUAAAAAAAAAUCUCAACUUAUUGCAUAAAUGGCGUUUUGCUUUA